Aureobasidium musti is the source of this 1962-nucleotide messenger RNA. NCBI's taxonomy places the organism in Eukaryota, Fungi, Ascomycota, Dothideomycetes, Dothideales, Saccotheciaceae. The record is from the annotation of a GenBank genome assembly.
AACGAGACAAUGGCCAACAAAUCCCCCUCGACCCUGGCCGACGCUCGCCCAAAACACAUGAGCAGCCCCAUUUCUCUCCACGGAAUCGACAUAUCUUCCCUGGACGCUCGCGAUGUCUUUGGCUUGACUAUGGGCAGUGAUCUGUCUGCCUUACCCUCGGCCUCGCCCGACCUCUCGCGUGCGCGUGAAGACCACGACCGCCAGAGCUCCCGUUCUGCUCAUAGUCCUUCUCUUUCUGCUGGCCGCAUUACCGACGACGGCCCUGUUUCUCACUUUGAUCCCCCGCCUGAGUCUCGCUCUCGCUCAGUUUCCACCUGGAUUUAUCCCUACCGCCGACCUCCAGGUUCCUCUCCUGCCUUGUCCAUCCGUGCCAAAGACAGCGACGACGCUCCUGCUAUUCCUCCGCUAGAUACAAGUCAGCGUCCUUUUACCGCCGUUACUCCACACCCCUCGCCAGCUAUCCCUUCCACUUCAACGUCUAAUCUGAAUUCGAACAACACAAAACCCAAGCCGAGCAAGAAGCGUAUGCCUGUUCUGGGGAGAUCCAAGUCACUGCGCGCUGAAGAUCAGCUCAACGACCUCAUCGACAGCAAAUCCAAGACAAAAUCGCCUGUAGUCAAGCAAUCAAAGCACGGUGUCCACAGCAAAUCAACGCCAGCUAUUGAAAUGCCGCCCAUGCAAAAGCCUCUUCCUGACAACAGCCGCAAGUUUAUGGGCAUCAUGCGCGACCGCUCACAGGACAGGACUGACCUCGAGCCGGGAAACAAAUCAAGGGCCAAGAAGGAGAAGGUUCAGGAUCGUGAGGGUCACAUGUACAAGAACAACAACACAUCGGCCUUCUUCGACUUCCGCCAGAGUUCGUCACGCGCGACCGACGGUAUCACCAAGGCUAGCAAAGGCUUGCUUAGCAAGAUCACCCGUGGUGGGAGCAACCACGGCAAGCCCCAACCUGUCACUGACGAUGGAGACUAUGUUGUGCAGGUUCUCAAUAAGGGCCUUGUUGAGCAGACGCGCCUGACGCGAAUCGCACAAUCAUAUGACGACUGCAAGGAUAAGACCGAAUUCUGGAUGCCCGCCUUGCCAUGGCGCGCUAUCGAGUAUGUCUUCUUGCCUCUGUCAAAAUGCUUCGCUAACUUUACGCAGCNNUACUUGAACGGCAAAUGUGAAGAAGAAGGCCUAUACAGAGUCUCCGGUGGUGUGGCCAACGUGAGAAAGUGGAGGAGACGCUUCGAUACCGGUAAACACUUCCGUUCCUCAUUCCUCGAUAUCAACCUCCUGGAUGAGUCUGAUCUGUAUGACGCCAGCAUCAUCGCCUCUCUCUUCAAGGAAUGGAUCCGUGAACUUCCCGAGGACAUUUUCCCUAAGGAUGCUCAGCACCGUAUUACAUCUCAGCUUCCUAGCGAGGUACCCGACAAAGGCUUUGUUCCCGAGGUACUACGCCGCGAGCUCCAGCAUCUUCCGCCUUUCAACUACUAUCUUCUUUUCGCCAUUACUUGCCAUCUCAGUCUGUUGCUCGAGUAUCAGCACAAGAACAAGAUGACUCUGGACAACCUGUAUCGUUGUUUCAACCAAUCACUCAAACUCGAUGGCCGCAUCUUCUAUACUCUUGUUGGAAACUGGCGUUUGUGCUGGGCUGGUUGUGUUACCGAAAACGAUUAUCUUGUCAAAGAGUAUGACUACCUCAAGCACCCUUAUCCACAAUUCAUCCAGGACAGUCUGGCAGCCAAUGAGCGUGCCAUCUCUUCUUCCGAAAGCAGCGCUCCUCCUCCCAACGGGACCUUCACCCCCGAAGUACAGCGCCCUGCGACGUCGCACACUCUUCUUUCGCAGUCUAGUGAAAGCGACGAGCCCUUUAUCACGCCAGUCAAGAAGAAUACGCGCAGCUCUUCUGAUGUCACUGGCCUCUCGCCAAUGCGCUUCAACUCUAGCCCUCUUUAUCGAGGACCACCAUCCGACUCGUAA